Molecule: messenger RNA, 1401 nt
Organism: Erpetoichthys calabaricus (reedfish)
Lineage: Eukaryota; Metazoa; Chordata; Cladistia; Polypteriformes; Polypteridae
Gene: ebpl
Product: EBP like
Exons: 5
Coding region: 117-752 (211 amino acids)
Biological process (GO): sterol metabolic process
Cellular component (GO): endoplasmic reticulum; membrane
Molecular function (GO): cholestenol delta-isomerase activity
Source: RefSeq, a predicted model, not a curated record
ACAGAGGGAAUAAAGAGAGGACAGGAGAGAGAAGAAAGCGCGAGCGCUACCUUUCUCCUGCUUGUUCGCUGAUUUGAGUUCACAAGCACUGGUGCUCAUUUUUCUUUCUCAAUAAAAUGUCUGUCGACUCGGAAGUCGCCGCCUCCAUCCUGAGCCCACUUUCGGCCCGCUGUUUGUUAGCGUGUGGCUUGCAGUUGGCUUUGGCAUACGUGCUGGCACAGAGGUUGGGUGCUCGCUGCUCUUCUACUGAUAGAUGGGUCCUGCUGUGGCUCUGCUACGAUGCCAUUGUGCAUAUUACGUUGGAAGGUCCAUUUGUCUACCUGUCUCUUGUAAGCACGGUGGCAACAUCUGACAACUUGUUGGCUGAAUUGUGGAAAGAGUAUGGAAAGGCAGACAAAAGAUGGCUCUAUUCAGACCCAACAAUAGUAUCCAUUGAACUUCUUACAGUGAUAUUCGUUGGCCUCCUAGCUGUCAUACUAAUUUAUUCUAUCAUCAAGGAUACAUUCUACAGGCACUUCCUUCAGAUUGCCCUGUGUGUCUGUGAGCUGUAUGGAGGCUGGAUGACCUUCUGUCCGGAAUGGUUGAUGGGAAGCCCCAGUUUGGACACUAGUAACUGGUUAUACUUUUGGAUCUACUUAGUGUUCUUCAAUGGCCUCUGGAUAGUUAUUCCUGUAUUGUUGCUUUUACAGUCCUGGUUUUGGUUUCAGGAUGCAUAUUACCUACAAAAAAGACCUGGAAAAAAAUAUUCAUAAAACUUCUACGUCACAUUUUAAAAUUACACAGAACUCUUCACCAAGCCCACAUCACAAGAUGCUUUAAAAAGCAAAAAAGUGUACAAUUCAGGACAAAUGUAAAGCACAAUGGAGGGAUGUACAAAAGGAGAAGACUAAGCUUAAGUUAAGCCUUCAUCCCAAGCUCCUCUACUGACUUCAGACCUGAACCUCCUCCCAGUUUCACAUAUAAGUUCAGGGGUUUGUUAAACAACGUGGAAACCAAACUAGAAAUCAUCUAGUUGCCCUGAUGUCUCUAGACCCCUGACCCUUUGGCUGCCACCUAGUGGGGCUUAGAUAUAUGUGACCAAAGUUAGUACCAUAGCAGAAUAGGUUAUACAUUAAACAUUGCUUGCAUUAACGCCAGGAGUAUUAAGAAUAAAAUAACAAUUGGAAUUGUAGAUAACUGUGCAUGUAAUAGGAAUAACAGAUAAUAGAGGUUACCAAGAGUAUCAUAUACAGGUACACAUUAUUUAUGAAAACCAGGCAAAACCGAAAAGGUGGGUGUUUCAUCAUUCAUGUAAAACAUAAUUUACAUGUAAAAGCAUUUCAAGUUAGAUGAUGAACCACACCUUAGUGAGGACGUAUAGAUUCGACUAGAUAGCAUUUGAGAUUGAGGACUCAAAUUAGG